AUGGCAAAGAAGAAUGUCACCUUAGUGACCGAAUUCCUCCUCGUGGCAUUCACGGACCGUCCUCAGCGAGCACGUCCUCUCUUCCUCCUGUUUCUGUUUAUCUAUCUCAGCACCUUGUUGGGGAACUUGGGCAUGAUUACCCUGAUCCAUGUGGAUCGCCGGCUGCACACCCCAAUGUACUUCCUUUUGAGUCACCUCUCUUUCACGGACAUCUGCUACUCGUCUGUCACUGUGCCUCAGAUGAUGGCAGUGCUGCUGGAGCUGGGGGCAGCUCUGUCCUACCCGCGCUGUGCUGCUCAGUUCUUCCUCUUCACCUUCUUCGGCUCCAUCGACUGCUACCUGCUGGCCCUCAUGGCCUAUGACCGCUAUGUGGCCGUGUGCCGACCCCUGCUUUAUGUCACCGUCAUGACGCAGAAGGCCCGCUUGGGUUUCGUGGCCGGGGCUUACGUCGCCGGCCUCUUCAGUGCCUCGGUGCGGACAGUCGCGGCGUUCACUCUCUCCUUCUGCGGAACCAAUGCCAUCGACUUUCUUUUCUGUGACCUCCCUCCUCUUUUAAAGCUGACCUGUGGGGACAGCUACACCCAGGAGAUGGUCAUUAUUGUGAUCACUAUUUUUGUUAUCCCUGCCUGCAUGGUGGUGAUCCUGGUGUCCUACCUGUUUAUCAUCGUGGCCAUUAUGAGGAUCCCCUCUGCUGGAGGCAGGACCAGGACCUUCUCCACCUGUGCCUCGCACCUCACCGCCGUGUCGCUCUUCUUCGGGACCCUCAUCUUCAUGUACCUGCGGGACAGCGCGGGCCAGUCCUCAGAGGUGGACCGGGUGGUGUCUGUGUUCUACACGGCAGUCAUCCCCAUGCUGAACCCCCUCAUCUACAGCCUGAGGAACAAGGAGGUGAAGGCGGCCCUAAGGACAAUUCUCAACAGAACCAAGUUGUCCUAA
Messenger RNA from Miniopterus natalensis, 936 nucleotides. Its product is annotated as olfactory receptor 9Q1-like. The record is from RefSeq and is a predicted model, not a curated record. Gene Ontology annotation, cellular component: membrane. Gene Ontology annotation, molecular function: G protein-coupled receptor activity; olfactory receptor activity. Gene Ontology annotation, biological process: G protein-coupled receptor signaling pathway. Lineage: Eukaryota; Metazoa; Chordata; Mammalia; Chiroptera; Miniopteridae.